AUGGAUACUAACACCGCUUUCGCGGACGAGGAUGCGCGCGCGCCGGGUGAAGCAUCGGACGAGAUGAUCCAGGCAGAAAACGAGGCGACCGAAGCAAAGCAGGAGGCGCAUCAGGACACGUCCAUGGUUGAGGGCGCGGACGAUGCGACCGUCAAGCAGCAACCGAUCGAUACUGGCGCCGCGCCGGUAUCAGACAACCCACUCGACGCCCCAGAAGCGCCUGUACCAGAAAAUGCAGAGGAGGGCGGAGAGGACGAGGAAAUGGGUGACACCAAGGAUGGAACUCCAGCUGCCGACCCAGCGCCCGCAGUCACCAAGACUGCUGCUGAGCAGUCUGCCCGCUCGCACUUGAUUGACCAAAACCACGCAAUCAUCUUGCCCUCAUACUCAGCUUGGUUCGACAUGCACCAGAUCCAUAACUUGGAGAGGAAAGCGUUGCCCGAGUUCUUCAACAACCGAAACAGGAGCAAGACGCCAGCAGUGUACAAGGACUAUAGGGACUUCAUGGUGAACACAUAUAGAUUGAACCCGGCCGAGUACCUCACAGUCACAGCGUGCAGGAGAAACCUGGCUGGUGAUGUCUGUGCAAUCAUGAGAGUGCAUGCGUUCCUCGAGCAAUGGGGCCUCAUCAACUACCAGGUAAGGUGUUUGCGCGUUCGUGACUGGAUCACUAGCUAACACUUUUCGUAGAUUGAUCCAGACACCAGACCGUCUAAUAUCGGGCCCCCGUUCACGGGUCAUUUCCGUAUUACGGCGGAUACUCCCCGUGGCCUCCAGCCACAUCAACCUGCAGCUGGCAGCAGCGUCACAGCUGGGAAGGCUCACGCCGGAACUGAAAGAUUGGCUUCAGCGGGUAAAGCCGAUCUGAACUUGGAAGUGCGAAGGAAUAUCUACGACGACAAGGGCAAGGAAGUGACUCCCUCGAAAAUCGAGGGCGAAGAGUCAAAUGGAGAUGCCGCGAAGACUUUGGAGGAGAGCCUGAAGCAGGACAGCAAGCAGUACUUCUGCUAUUCUUGCGGGAAAGACUGCACCCGCGUGCGAUAUCACAAUUCGAAGAACCCGCCUACGAGCGCUGCAACACCAAAACCGAACAAGGAGCAAAGAUAUGACCUUUGUAGCUUGUGUUUCCAGGAAGGCCGAUUCCCCAGCUCCACCACUACUGCUGACUACGUCAAACUCGAGAACGACUCGUACAAGAGCCUCGGCGAUAAGGAGAACCCUUGGAGCGAUUCUGAGCUGCUACUUCUUCUGGAAGGUCUGGAAAUGUUCGAUGACAAUUGGGAACAAGUUGCCGAUCAUGUCGGCUCGAGGACCCGAGAGGAGUGUGUGAUGAAGUUUUUGCAGUUGGAGAUUGAGGACAAGUACCUCGACGAAGUUCCAGCCGCAGUUGGAAGCACAGGAGCUGCACCAGACCUUGCCUUUCUCUCUGCCGGACGACUUCCAUUCAGCCAAUUCGAUAAUCCCGUGAUGUCAGUCAUGGGCUUCCUGGCUGGCCUUGCAGACCCGGCGACCACCGCGAAGGCUGCUGGAAAGAGUGUGGAGGAGAUGCGGAGGACACUCAAGCAGCGCAUUGAGAAGGAGACCGAGCCAGGCGCUGAGAAAGACAAUGAGAAAGAUAAGGACACAUCUGCGCAGCCGGAGCCAGUCAAGGACGAGGAACAAGGCGAGAGCAUGGACGUCGACGACACCACUUCGCUUGCCACACGAGAGCCACCAGCAGCAAACGAUCUCCCGACAACCGCGCUGUCACUGACCGCAGCCCGUGCGGCUGCGCUUGCCUCGCACACUGAGCGUCAAUUGACAAACCAAGUCUCGGCUGCCGUCAACUUGCAACUCCAGAAGCUCGAAUUGAAAUUGCAGCAGUUCAGCGAGAUGGAAGCUCUCCUGCAGGCAGAGCGUCGCGAAGUCGAGCGCAUGCGCCAGCGGCUCUUCUUGGAUCGACUUCAAUUCCGUCGGCGAGUGCGCGAGACCGAGGCAAAACUGGCAGGCAUGAAAAUUUCGGUGCCCUCUGGCGAGAAGCUUUCGAUGAGCGUGGGUGAUGGUGCAGUCGGCGAAAGCGUCGAGCCUUUCCAAGAAGGCAUGGAGGGGUUCGUGAGGCACGAGAUAUAG
This is a messenger RNA of Lecanosticta acicola, 2109 nucleotides long. Lineage: Eukaryota; Fungi; Ascomycota; Dothideomycetes; Mycosphaerellales; Mycosphaerellaceae. The record is from the annotation of a GenBank genome assembly.